This is a messenger RNA of Gambusia affinis (western mosquitofish), 2732 nucleotides long. RefSeq names its product interleukin-1 receptor-associated kinase 1 (gene irak1). The record is from RefSeq and is a predicted model, not a curated record. Bases 324 to 2477 code for a protein of 717 amino acids. NCBI's taxonomy places the organism in Eukaryota, Metazoa, Chordata, Actinopteri, Cyprinodontiformes, Poeciliidae. The transcript is spliced from 14 exons. Gene Ontology annotation, cellular component: plasma membrane. Gene Ontology annotation, biological process: signal transduction; protein phosphorylation. Gene Ontology annotation, molecular function: protein kinase activity; protein binding; ATP binding.
GAACUUUGCAAAAUCCUUCCAGCUACUAAGGUCAAAGGUCAGAUAGUUUCAUUUUGCAGCUAUUGGAACAUGAUGUUUGGAACUGUGCAGGUGGGUUUUACGGUACUGGGUUCUACCUGUACCGUAGAUGUUACUUCUACUCUGCGCAGGUCCAGAGCAGGCUUUUAUUGUGACAGGUCACACCAGAAGAGGCUCUUGGUGGCUGGCGCUGGUGAGCGUUGUGAACGGAAGUUGCCGCAGAUCAGAAGUUCUAAAGUUGGUCAAUCCGGAGAGUUAUCGGGCUGGUUCUGAUGUGACCCGUCCGGCUCGGUUCGAUCGGAAACAUGUCAGAGGGAGACCCGCGGGGUUACUUCUUGUUCCAGCUGCCCUCCUCGGUCCACUGCGAGUUCUGCCGGGUCAUGGAUGGACUGCUGGACCUAGACUGGACCCGGUUCGCCUCGGAGGUCCUCAGAGACCAGACGGCGGUGCGCCUGGCCUACCGGAGGGAGCAGCGGACCGACUGGGUCAUGAACAACUGGGCCAACAGGAACGGCCGAGUCGGGGAGUUGGUCGAUCUUCUGCAGUCUCUGCAGCUUCUCAGACCGCGGGACAUCAUCCUGAGCUGGAUGCGGAACCUGAGUCGUCCUCCUCCCCUUCCUCCCGCUUUUCCUCCUCCUCCCUACGAACCGUCGGCCGCUCAGUUCACAGCUGAGUGUCCAGACAGGAAGCCGCUGCCUGGCCCGGCCCCGCCCCCUAUCAACCUGUUCUCUGAGAACCACCGGCCGCCCCCCAGGAUCCCUGCCGCUACUGAUGAUGUCAAGCCUCCAUCUCCAUCACCGUGCAGCGCCAUCACCGCCAUCAUCUGCUGGACAUACGAAGAGGUGCAUGCUGGGACGCGAGGCUUCUCCCCCAGCCUUCAGGUCGGGGAGGGCGGCUUCGGUGUUGUUUACCGAGCGACGCUCAGCAACAUGGACUGCGCCGUCAAGAGACUCCGACAGGACGGCCAGAUGGACUGGACUCUCCUCAGGAAAAGCUUCCAGACUGAAGUGGAGAACCUGUCGAAGUUCAGACAUCCCAACAUCGUAGACCUGCUGGGCUACAGUGAAGGAGAGGGAGGACUGAUGUGUCUGAUCUACAGCUACAUGCAGAACCGCUCCCUGGAGGACCAGCUGCAGAACGCGCUCGGUCUCUCAUGGCCUGACCGGGUCAGCAUCGUUGAAGGAGCGGCAGCAGCUCUUCAGUUCCUGCACCGCCCGCCGUUGCGUCAGGAGCCGCUGAUCCACGGAGACGUCAAGAGUUCUAACAUCCUGUUGGACCAGCAUCUGGUACCGAAGCUUUCGGACUUCGGUCUGGCCCGGUACGUACCGCAGAAUGCGGCCGGCAGCUCGACGCAGACAGCUUCCGUUGGCAAAACCACGACGGUAAGAGGAACGCUGGCCUAUCUGCCCGACGAGUACGUGAGGAGAGGAGAGCUGUGCACAGCGGUGGACGUCUACAGCUUUGGAGUGGUGCUGCUUGAGGUUCUGACGGGCCGCCGAGCUCUGGAGCAGGACGGGAGGACUAGAGACCGAUACCUGAGGGACCUUGUGGAGGAAGUUGAUGACGGUCCAAACAGUUCGACCCCAGAUGCCUGGAGGGGACACUUGGAUCAACGGCUCACUGCAGGCGGCGCCGUUGAGCCUGAAGGGUACCUGCAGGUGGCGGUGUUGGCCAGAAAGUGUCUGAACAGGCAGAGGAAGAAGAGACCGGCAAUGACUGAGGUCUUCUGCCACCUGAAGGACCUUUGCUGCGUUGUGAGGAAGAACUCCUCCUCUUCCUCACUGCCCUCGACCCCCCAGCAGCCCUACCAUUCCUUCCCCAAGCCCCCCCGCUCCCUGGACUCCUGUGUUAAUGCCGUCUCCCAGCAGCUGUCCAGACUGGGACCGUCAGAACAGACCUGCCCUCCCUCCCUGUACGACUCUUCCUCCUCCUCUUCCUCCUCCUCGUUUGGGGCUCUCGCCUCGCCUCACCCGCUGCAGUCCUCCUGUCUCGGUUCUAUCUCCCCCUCAUCUUCCCCCUGCCCCUCACUCGCUGGCCCAUGUGAAACUGACGAGAGCAGGGGAUUCUCUCAGUACGACUUCCAGUUCCGGUCCAACAGAACCAGCUGCAAGUCCCAGAGCCAGAAUCCAGCCAGGUCUGCAGAGUCCCAGCUGACCCAGCCCUCUGUUCCCACCGAGGACCUGUACAGCUUCCCAUCCCCUCCCAGCAGCGGCUCCGGACCCGCAGCGUCUGGGUUUUCCCCGGCACGAUCGUUGCAGUCCACCACAGCCGGACUCUCAGUUCUUGUGAAUCCCAGCAAACAGCGACUGUUGGAGAAGAAGAGUCAGUAUGAAGCGGGUCGGAUCAGAACCGCAGAACUGCUGUCCUUGGACGACCUCUACGGAGGGAGGAGCGCUGCAGAUCUCCGAGGACCGGAGGAGAGCGAUGAGCUGGAGUAUCUUCCCGCUGGUCGCUCCUGAUGGUUUCCUGAAGCCGGGAACGCUUCGUCAUUCCGACUCAUUAAUCCCAAACUGUCGUCUGCACCAGAGGCGGUCCAGGAACACCGAGGUUCUGGACCCAAAACACUCGUUUAGUCUGACAUUAGGAAUCUGUCCUGAUCCACUCACACAGAACCGGGGUUCUUCUGCAGAACGCUUUGAUCUGCUCAGCCAUAUUUAAUAAUGUUUGUGGAACUUUAUGAUUUUAUAAUGAUUAAUAAAAACCGACACAUUGAG